AUGGCGCACAAAUACUGCGAGCUAAACGGCACGUGGUUCCGGCAUCCUGAAUCUAAUCAAAUAUGGAGCAACUACACUACUUGCGUGAAUCUACAGGAUCUGAGCUGGCAGCAAAGUAUAAAUGGAAUCUACGAGGUGGGAUACGCGAUAUCCUUGGUGGCGCUACUGCUUUCCUUAGGAAUUCUCACGUACUUCCGAUCUCUCAGAUGCGCACGGAUUACGCUGCAUAUGAAUCUAUUCACCUCCUUCGCGUUCAACAAUGCUUUGUGGCUGAUCUGGUACAGGUUCAUAGUAGGAAACACGGAUGUAGUGCUUAAUAAUGGCAUGCUAUGUCGCGUACUGCACGUAGUCCUUCAUUACUUUCUAUUAACGAACUACGCUUGGAUGCUCUGCGAAGGCUUCUACCUGCACACGUUGCUAGUGAGCGCAUUCACUAGCGAGCAUAAAUUAGUGAAUUGGCUGAUGGGACUCGGGUGGCCGGUGCCAGCUGUAAUCGUCACCCUGUACACGGCGUUACGUGCAUCGAGCGACGACCUCCAAGACACCGAGCAGUGCUGGAUGAAUGAGGGCAACUACAUGAACGCGCUGGUUUAUCCCGUAUGCGUUUCCACUCUGCUGAAUCUGCUCUUCCUAUUUAAUAUCGUGCGAGUCCUCCUCAUGAAGUUACGUGCCGGUCCCGCCAUUGGAACGCGCCCUUCACGAUCUAUGCUGCAAGCUUUCAGGGCCACGUUACUUUUAGUGCCUCUCCUAGGCCUUCACUAUUUGGUAAUUCCGUUCCGGCCGCCGAAGGAUCAUCCCUGGGAGCACUUUUACGAGGUCCUCUCCGCAAUCACAGCUUCUUUCCAGGGUCUCUGUGUGGCUGUGCUUUUCUGCUUUUGCAACGGCGAGGUAAUAGCGCAAUUCAAGAGAAAGUGGGAUGGCAGCGCCUUUUUGCGAAAACGAGCCAAUUCCUGCACGGCCACAACAGUCUCGGUAUGCAAUAUUGACGAAAAGUACAGGGUUCUUGCGAUUAAAUCGAUUUAAACGACGCCUAACGCUUACCACGUCUACGACACCCUUCGUCGAGAAAUAAGACUCGAGCCGAAGAACCAGGUGGAUUACGGAAAAGCGACGGGUUACCCGUUUCGUGGAAUUGAAUUUCUUAUCUCCGAAAUCGUGAAUUUAAUUCAGUGGCCUUUGAAAUCUUCCUGUUUCCCUCUUGUUAUCAGCAUACCUUGCCCGCAUUACUUUGCAUUCCCCGCAAAGCGAUUAGAUUAGUAAUCUCUUCAAUUCUUUCGGGGCGAUAAAAUAUAAUAUAUAACUACGUCAGAAUUUCUCUUGACAUUUAAUUGACGUUAAUGCUAACAAUCUGCCUAUUUAAGCACACGAUAUAAAUGAAAAAUGAAUACGAGACACGCGAAAAUGUUUGCUUUUUAUUUUGGUUUCAAGCAUCGUCGAAGGGGAUCGUAAAUUUCCGCGAGGUUUGCGCGACGCUGUUUUAAU
This is a messenger RNA of Wasmannia auropunctata (little fire ant), 1482 nucleotides long. It is a transcript of the gene Dh31-R, whose product is annotated as calcitonin gene-related peptide type 1 receptor. Gene Ontology annotation, biological process: adenylate cyclase-modulating G protein-coupled receptor signaling pathway; cell surface receptor signaling pathway. The record is from RefSeq and is a predicted model, not a curated record. Gene Ontology annotation, cellular component: plasma membrane. The transcript is spliced from 8 exons. Bases 1 to 1023 code for a protein of 340 amino acids. NCBI's taxonomy places the organism in Eukaryota, Metazoa, Arthropoda, Insecta, Hymenoptera, Formicidae. Gene Ontology annotation, molecular function: G protein-coupled peptide receptor activity.